AUGCUGGAUCAUGCGUAUCCAAAUCUGGUGAAAGACGAACAAAAUGAUCUAUUGGUGUUGAAUCACAUGGAUAACGAGACAUUGAUCAGAUUAUCCAAGUAUCACAAGAAUUUGACUGAACCUAAGACGAAGACAGAGUUUUUCGGAUUCAUCAAGAGUGCUAACUAUGAGGAUCCAGAUCCUGUAAAGCAUUUGAAGUGGAGAAAUGACGCAGAGAUGAAAGAGAAAAGUGCAGCUGAUGAAUUGACGAAGUUAGCAGAUUUUUGUAAAACACGUAAUGAGUGGUUUACAAAAGAAGAAAGGAAGAAAAGAUGUGGAAAGAGAACUCCUAAAGUUCAAGCUGAAGAAGGUUCGUCUUCUCAACCGCAAAAGAAACGUAAGAAGAAAGCUGUUGAGAUAAUGAUGGUUGAUGAACCAGAGGAAGAUGAGACAGAAGCUGAUGUUGAAGAAAAUCAAGAUCGUUUAUCUCCUGAAACUGAACGUUUGAUGAAAUAUGUUGAUGAUACUUUUGAAGCUGGGAAAUCGGCUAGUAAGGUGGCAGUUGAUGAUGAAGAAAAGAGUUUAUCUGGUUCUGAUGAUGAGAUUGAUAUUGAAGUUGAUAAAUGGAUCAGAGUAAACUUCGAUCCAAGAGAUAGAUUGAUAAAAAAGAAAAGAAAGAGAAGUACGGAUGACGAUGAUGAAACGUAUGUUCCAACACCAGAACAUGUCCAGGUUGAAAAAACACCACCUUCUGGAGGAAGAAAGAAAUCUACGUCAAGAAAAUGUGUAGUAUCUCCUGCAGUGCGAAAAUUAAAAAUCACGCUGAAAUCAAAACCUAUCCAAGAAUCACAGUCUAAACCACCUUCUCCAUCACCACAACAAUCUUCACCACCACAACAACCAUCACCACCACAUCAACCCUCACCACAACAACCAUCACCACCACAUCAACCAUCACCACAACAUUUACAUUCACCACAAUUAUCACCACAACAUCAUAUUUCUACACCGAUUCAUGAACAACCAUUUAUAACUUCACCACACAUCCUACAAACACCACCAACCACACAACCACCAGUUCAAACGACUCCUGGAUCGUCUGGUUUUAAAGAUUUUCCACCUAUUCCAGAGCAGAUAACUCUUGAAAAGCUUGAUGAUUUUAGUUUCGUGAACGAUGAUCUUGUGAAAAAGCUGCAAAAGAAGGUGGAUGAGGUGUUAGUUGAAAAAAGAAGUUAG
This is a messenger RNA of Helianthus annuus (common sunflower), 1215 nucleotides long. Its product is annotated as bromodomain-containing protein 4-like. The record is from RefSeq and is a predicted model, not a curated record. The transcript has a single exon. The coding region runs from base 1 to 1215 and encodes 404 amino acids. NCBI's taxonomy places the organism in Eukaryota, Viridiplantae, Streptophyta, Magnoliopsida, Asterales, Asteraceae.